Messenger RNA from Knipowitschia caucasica, 483 nucleotides. Lineage: Eukaryota; Metazoa; Chordata; Actinopteri; Gobiiformes; Gobiidae. The record is from the annotation of a GenBank genome assembly.
AUGGUGAAAUUCGGAUUGCAGUUUAAAGCCACGCUGGAAAAUGUCACCAAUGUGCGGCCGGUUGGUGACGACUUUCGUUGGUUUUUGAAGAUAAAGUGUGGCAACUGUGGAGAAAUCUCUGAGAAAUGGCAGUAUGUAAAUCUAGAGGAAAGUACUCCGCUGAAAGGUGGACGAGGUAGUGCCAAUAUGGUGCUAAAGUGCAAACUCUGCUCCAGGGAAAAUUCUAUUGAUAUUAUUGAGGGCAAAAUUACACCAUAUAAUGCUGAGGACAGUGAAACCUUCAAGACAAUGGUGCAAUUUGAAUGUCGAGGUUUAGAACCUGUUGACUUCUGGCCACAAGCUGGCUUUGCAGCAGUUGGAGCCGAGUCAGGUACACCUUUUCCUGAAAUUAGCCUCUUGGAAAAAGACUGGACUGACUACGACGAGAAGGCCAAAGAAUCUGUAGGAAUUUAUGAAGUGACACACAAGUUCAUAAAAUGCUAG